Athene cunicularia (burrowing owl) is the source of this 4800-nucleotide messenger RNA. It is a transcript of the gene ARRDC1, whose product is annotated as arrestin domain containing 1. The transcript has 8 exons. Lineage: Eukaryota; Metazoa; Chordata; Aves; Strigiformes; Strigidae. Gene Ontology annotation, molecular function: ubiquitin protein ligase binding; ubiquitin-like ligase-substrate adaptor activity. The record is from RefSeq and is a predicted model, not a curated record. Gene Ontology annotation, biological process: protein transport. Gene Ontology annotation, cellular component: cytoplasm. The coding region runs from base 1 to 1263 and encodes 420 amino acids.
AUGCGGGGGUUUUAUGGCAGGGCGAUGGGGGGAGGCCGGGAGGGGGUAGGCGAUGUGAUGUCCCCGCCACGGCAGGAGGGGUGCCCGUGCCCGCCCGUUUACAAGCACGCCAUCAAGGUGAGCUGCAUUGGAACCUGUGGGGUGUCUAACAAGAUCAAUGACACAGCAUGGACUGUGGAGGAGCAGUACUUUAACAGCACGCUGUCUCUGGCAGACAAAGGGGUCCUGACAGCUGGAGAGCACAACUUUCCCUUCCAGUUUCUGCUGCCAGCCUCUGCUCCUACAUCAUUUGAAGGCCCUUUCGGCAAGGUCCUCCAUCAGGUGAAAGCUGUGAUAGACACACCCCGCUUCUCCAAGGACUAUAAGUGCAACAAGAUCUUUUAUGUUCUCUGCCCUCUCAACUUGAAUGACAUCCCUGACAUCGAGCAGCCCAACACUAUGUCAAUCACCAAGAAGUUCAACUACAAGCUUGUGAAAAGUGGCAACGUUAUCUUGACUGCCACCUCGGAUCUGAAGGGGUACAUCGUGGGGCAAGCGAUCCAGCUCCGCACAGACAUAGAGAACAAAUCAGGCCGGGACACUGGGGCUGUGGUAGCCAGUCUGCUCCAGAAAGUAGCUUAUAAAUCCAAGCGCUGGAUUUACGACCUGAGGACCAUCGCAGAGGUGGAAGGCUCUGGAGUGAAAGCCUGGAAACAUGCAGAAUGGAAGGAGCAGAUCCUUGUUCCAGCACUACCCCAGUCCAUUCUGCAGGGCUGUAGCCUCAUACAUAUCGACUAUUACAUCCAAGUUUCCCUCAAGUCGCCAGAGGUUUCGGUCACUCUCCCCAUUUACAUUGGUAACAUUGCUGUGAACAGGGUGCCACUGAGCCCCUCCCGGUCCAUCCAGCACAUACCAUCUGCAGUGGUACCCAGUGCUCCCCCGGAGGAAGAGGAGGCUGCCAGUGGUUAUCACCCAAUGGACAAUGUCUUGAUCCCCACCAAAAGCCAUUCCCAGCAGCAGCCGUUCAGCUACGCCCCAGGACUGAGCUUCCAGGAGAUAAGGGUGGACUCGGAGCAGACGGGCUCUCCAAACCACCCCACGCUUUGCCUGUCAACGGGAGCCACUGUCCCUUACUAUGCUGAGGGGAACGUGGUGCCUGUCCCCACAGCCAGCUCGCUCAUUUUGCCUCCGGAGUACAGCACAUGGGGGUACCCAUACGAGGCGCCUCCAUCCUAUGAGCAGAGCUGCAGCAGUGCCAACUCCAGCAUCAGCAAUGGCAACUAGCCCCCCCUGCUUCAAGUCCCGCUGGUGCUGCCCACCCCAGGCGCCACGGUUCACCUGCCUACUGCAAAGUCUGGUACAGCACAAGGUGUCUUUUUAUAUCUCUGGCUGCUUGGUGGGGUAAAUGGCACAUCCCAGCCUGGGUUUUUUAAGUCUCUUUCUAGGGAGGGGGGAAAAAUAACCCAAAAAAGGGCAGCCAGAGUGACCUGUGUGCGUGCAUAGGAGAGGUCUGAGAAACCGAACCAUCUCUUGUUGCUGCAUCAAGUGCUGGAGAACUGGUUUUGCUCCAGGGAUGCCCUCUGCAGCAGCCUGUGUUCUGUACUGUAGUCAACACUAACUGCUUUACUAUCAAAGCACCUGCGAUGCCUUAUCUGAAAUGCUCCUGACUUGGCAUGUCUCCACUGUAGGUGAAGGCUGGGCUGUGUGGACUUUCUCUUCUCUUUUUAGGGGCCAUGUGCUCUCCAGAAGGGGUUUUGACAGCCCUUCUUCCUUGUCCUUGUAGGUCCUAAGGGUAGCUGAAACAGGAGGUUUCUUGGAGUAAGCAGGUUUGGAAGGUCAGGGACUCUUCAAAAGCCAAAAGCACAAGCCCUUGCUAUGCCUGUGUUGUGGGGUGAGUGACUGGCAGCCUUCAGCCCUCUUGCAGCAGGCUGGGCUGCUGCCUGUGUGGGGUGAGAGCAGAGCAGGCUCUGGUAUUGGGGAGCUCGCUGGGGCACUUGCUUGUAACCCAGGAGGCCCUGGUGGGCUGCAAGGGAGAGCCCAACCUUACUGUGGGGUGCCCAACAGCCAGCUUCUGGCUUUUUUCAGCAAGGGCAGUUUUUCAGAAGCCCUGUAGGAGAUGGUCUAUCCUUUUGCUCACUGCUGGAGUGCAGUGCCCAGAACGAACAGCGCUAGUCAGUCUGGAAGUAGGGGGACCUGCUCCCCCGAGUCCCUUCUCCCACCCCUGCGGAGUGCCCUCGCCAUCCCAGCUGCCGCUGCCUUCGGCAGGCCAGAAUUACAUGACAAUCAAGUUACAAAAGUCUGUCUGAUGCUACCUCCGAGUCUGCCCAAGGACCCUGUCGCUGGAAGCCCUUCCCUUUGGGACGACCCUCCCUUGAGGCCCAGCCUGGCGGCUCUCACAGGAGGGUGCCUGGCCUGGGGACUGUCCUCUCCACCAGUCGGUACUGGAUCACCACUUGUCACCUCUCGAGCCACAGCAGGAUGCAGAAAUGAGUGAGCGGGAACACCAACUGCUGCGCCUCAUAUGCAGCCUCUGCUGGACCUGGCAGGUCAGGGGAAGAAGCUGGUGGAUGUAAAACAACAUUAUUCUUUUGCGCUGCUUUUCCCCCCGCCGCCCCCCCACGCCUCGUUAAGCUUUUUUAGUAUUGACUGCCCAAGCUGAGGAAACCACAAACCAGAUACUUAAGAGCUGCAGGCAUCCAGCCACAGCUGAAACUGUGGACUGCAGACCUUUGGCACCUCUGAGAAUUGGUCUGUACUGUCUCACGCUGGGUGGGCAAUAUCUAACAAACCUGUUAAGAGCACUACAGCCUCUGCCUCCUCAUCUUAGCCCGCCUCUGCACACCCCUGGCAGGCAGCUGGCUUUGCACUCUUUCUUUGCAAAUGCUUUUAAUUUUAUUUUUUUUAAGUGUUGAGCUGCUUUAAGGAUAGUGUAGAAAAGGUGCUGUUCUGAGCAGUGCUGGCACAACAUGCACCAAUGUUGAUAGAAUGAUUGUCAUUGUCCCUGAAAAUAUAUAUAUAUAUAUGAGAUGAAGUUUUGUUUUUAAUGAUUGAAUUCAUAAAUACAAAUUUUAAUGAUGUAUUUAAUAAAUUAUUCUAAGAGAAGUGCUGUGCUUUUUCAUCCAUUUCUGAUGCUUAUCCAUGUGCCUGUUCAUGCCAAAUCCAGGAAAGCACCUUGCUGGUUUCUUACAAAAUGAAGCAAGUUUUUUGCUCUCCCUGUGAAGGAUGGUGACUCCUGCCAAGGCAGCUUGAGGAAAACAAACACGGUGCAGCCUGACCACGGUGCUGAGCUCGUAGUUCCCGAUGGUUGGAGAGAGCUUGGCACCCUGUGGGCUUGGCUCUGAAGGGAGCAGCCACUGCAGUGCUGUGUCCCAAAGCCAUGGUUUGUCCUGGUGGUCCAUGGGUGCUGCUACCUGACGGGAGGGGUGUGCUGGUGGGGAGGGAGGGGAGAGUGGCCUCUCCCUUCAGGAGGAGGGAGCUGGAACAGCCAAGGUCUGGCUGGAAGGGCUGGAGCCCGACCAGCACGUGCCCUCUCCUAAAGAGCCACUUGGAAUAAACUUACUAAAAAUGGAAGGAGGCUCCUCCCCACACCCACAGGUUGGUGAUACCAUGUCUGAAGCAUGCUGGUGUUGCCUAAAGUGAGUGCAAGUAGCCUGAGGUGUGAUCUGUGUCUCAGGCACGAGGAUCCUUCUUCAAUUUAUGCUUCUGCCCAGCUUUUAUUAUUUAAGACUCUCCUUUGUGUGGUGGUCUGUGCCCGCCAUGAAAAGCAUUUUUGAUAUGCGGGGGGUCAAAGGCAGGUGCUUGUUUGUCCAUAAUGGUGUAUCUUCCCCAGUGCUGCUCUUCUUCCUCCCAGUUAGUUGAACCUGUUUUGGCUGGCUCAGCUCUUGUGGCCUUCCUUGCUGUCAGCAGUAUGUAUCCCUCCUUUCAGGCCUCAACCCAAAUCCCUUCCACGCCUCUAAAAAUUCGUAUGAGCUGUCAAUGCUCUGGAUGGGCUGGGCUGGGCUGUGGGCUCCUGACCCAGCUGGGCUCUGGGAGAGGGCUGGGCCUGAGCUCCUGUUCUCGGUGGAGGCGGUGGAGAGGAGGGACCAGCUGGACCUUCCGCAGCUCAUGCCUUGUGCCCAGCAUCUCUGCGGCGCUCCCGUGCACUUGAGCUUGCUCUCCCAAAUUAUAUUUGCUACAAACUGGUCCUUCAGCACCUCUUGCUGUGUGUGGAGUUCCCUUUGCAAAGCAAAGAGCGAGUGGGCGCGUUCUUCUUCAUGGUGUCCAUCUCCACUGGCUGCUGUGGCGGGAGUUGGAGCCAGACCCCAUGGUGGUCCUUGUUCUUUCGGAUGCUGGGCAGGGCACACCCAGCUCCUGCAGGGAGAGGCAGCUCUGGCCAGGAUGCAGCUGGGUAUCAGUCUGCGUUUGAGCAACCUUGCUGUUGUGCAAGCGGACAGAAAUAACUGGCAGAGCGCUGUGGUUUUCAACGUUCCUGCCCAACCUUGCCUGUCACCCAGCACUGCAGCAGGGAAUUGAAGCCUGACACAAAGAGCCUCGUUCGUGUUUUGUGGACCCCUUUGAAACAGUCCUGACAUGCAGGAUGGAGGAGCUAGUCCUCUCCCGCAGUUGUGGCCCCAGGGCAUGGUAGCAGGUCCUUGGGGUAUAGAAGUACUUUGGAUGAGCACAGUGGUACAAAACCUGAUGUUUGGGUGUGAGUAUGUUUCUCUCUGGAGGACUGUUGUCCUCAGUCUUGUUGCUGUCUCCUCUGCAGCCUCUCUGGCUUCAACCUCUUUAAGUCCUGGGUAGCUCCUGUAGGCCCUGGGUCAUCCCUCUUUCCCUAAAGAG